AUGCUGAUGCCCAAUGAAUCAAUUGUUCGGUGCCUGAUAUUGAUGAUUGUUUUCCUGAUUCGCAUUCUUCCUAAAAUAUGGUGCAUGCAUACCAUACCUACUGAGUAUACUAUACUCAUGAAUACUGGUCCUUUUGAUACGAACGUAACCGAAUUGCUUAGUUUUUGGUCACCUGAGGGGAAGGGACCUGGUAGGUCUAUCUUAGAUAUAGGGGAUAAGAUAAAUACUCCGUACUCCGUUUCACUCACAUCAACUGCUAUGCAGAAGAUACUCCUACAACAUGAUAAUCACUACUGA
This is a messenger RNA of Aspergillus niger, 297 nucleotides long. RefSeq lists its product as hypothetical. NCBI's taxonomy places the organism in Eukaryota, Fungi, Ascomycota, Eurotiomycetes, Eurotiales, Aspergillaceae. The transcript has 3 exons. The record is from RefSeq and is a predicted model, not a curated record. Bases 1 to 297 code for a protein of 98 amino acids.